UAUAAUGCGAUGUGGUAACUGUUUUCUUGCCGUGCCGAUUGGGCGUUAAGCUUAAACUCAAGAAACUUGGAAAAUUAGGUCGCACAAAGUUGGUCUGCCUUCCAAUUAGAUCGACAAUAAAAUUUGUGUAGAAAUCCCUCUUUCUGUUCUACCGGUAUUAAAAUGUAGGUUCAACUUUGCCUAAAAAAUGAUUGCGAUAUAGAGUAUGCAAUACGGGUAUGGAUCUGGAUGCUUUGUUUGUUUUCAUUUCACAAGAAAUGUAAUAAUAAGUACGCAAUAGGAUUGGUGAUGGAGGGGUAUGGCCGGAAAAGACAGAAUCAGUGGACUUCAUGGUGAUAUAAUUGACCAUAUUUUGGGGUUCUUACCAAUCUCAGAUGCUGCUAGAACUUCUGCUUUGUCUACAGUUUGGAGAGACGCUUGGUUAAGUCUUUCCCAACUCAUCUUUGACUCUAAUUUUUUCAAUCACAUCCGGCCCUUCAUUACAGAAUCAGCCAUGUCUGUAAUUAACAAAAUUCUUUUGAAGCACAAGGGACCCAUUCGGAAAUUUGUUUUCCAUUUUUGCAUGUUUUAUUUGGUAAGAGAAGAUACGAACAAGUCUAGAUGGGUUGAAUUUGAUGAAUGGUUACUUUUUCUCAUAAGAAAUGGGGUGGUAGAAAUGGACCUAUCUUUUCUCCCAUGUGCAUACAUAUUACCUGAUUUCAUAUUUUCUUGUUCAACCCUCAAGAAGCUGCGUCUUUUUGGAGUGUUUGUUGAACCAAUAAAGGCCCCGUGUAUAUUUCCCAAUGUCACUUCUCUUCGUCUUCAACAUGUUCUGUUUGAUUCCAGAAAUCUUCUUGAUUCUCCCACUGCUCUUCCAAUGCUCAAGAGUCUUGAGUGUGAAAAUAUAUCUGGUUUCAACAUUACUGCCCCAAAACUUAGAAGUUUAAAAAAUUUUGGUGCUAAUUUUCAUGGUGUUCUUCCAUUUACCUUGGACUUGAAACCGAUCUGCUAUCUUCAUCUCUACCAUUGUUCUGCUAAGGAUAUAAUUAAAGAAUUAACUAGAUUGGGUAAACAAGGAACUACACUGAAUGUGGGCCAACUCAAGUUGCGUUUGUGUGCUGAAGAGGAUGAGAUUUCUGCCUUCAUUAAUUUGUUGCGAAUGUGCCCAAAGUUGUAUAAACUUGAUAUACAACUAUUGAACAAUGUUGUGCCAACUUCUACACACGCUUCGUUGGAGCAUUCAGAGUUUAUUGUGGCCGGAACAUUCCAAAAGGUUAAUACAUUGAAUCUUUCUUGUGCAUUUAGAGGGUCAUUGCCGGAAAUGCUACUCUUCAAGUGGCUUCUUGCAUGCUUUCCCAUGCUUGAGAGGGCUUCCAUAUCUCAAAGAAUAACAUCUUUCUCCAACACGGAGUCAAAAAACAAACAGGAGCUUUUACACUUCCUUCGAGCUUCUUCAAAAGCAGACAUUUCUUACACUGAAAAACUUUUUAAGAAUUGUAGUCUAUUUUAAUUAUUUUGUAAUAUUAUACAUGACUGUUUUUGAAGUCAUUUGUAUGUAGUACGUGCUACCCAGUAUGCAAACUUUCAAGUUUCAAACUCUAAAUCUUGCGGAAUGCUACCUAUUAACUUUUAAGGGAAAUUUCAAAUUUUUCUGUAAUUCUUUUAGGGGAUUUCUCUAUCUGCUAAACAAUGAAUGGAAUUAUACUCCAAAAUUAAUGUGGGCUCGUAUGGGCCUUCCAAAAGUGGAACCUUCACCAGGUAAUAUUCAGCUGAGGACUCGAGGUUGAACUGAUGGUUAUGAAUCCUUGCGAUUUUGUUCGGAUUUCAAUUGUUACAAAGCUUUCUGUUUCUGGAAUGUUAUCCAACAUUUAUGAUAUUUAAUUUAGGAGGGCUUAUUUCGAGAUUGAGAGUAUGGUUUGGGCAGAUUGGGAGGUUUUGUUUGAUUGUUUUUUAGCUUCGGAAGUGCAAGGUUGCAGAUUUUGUUUUCGGGACUGCAUUUUUGGAGUCUGCAGUUUGUGCAUAUUCUAAAUGGUUGCAGGGUUGUUUUUCUUUGUCUCAGGAUUUUCAGGUUCCACUGGCACGAUGCAUUGAGUUUACUUUAUUAAAAUAGCAAUUUCUGGCGGUUGUAAUUUUGAGUUUCAUUAAUAAAAUUUCUUAUCAAUAAAAAGUGAAGGUAAUGUUAAAUUACUUUAUUUAGUUAAAGUUACAAGGCUACCAAAGAAAUGUACGGAUAUAUAAGACAUCCUUGUGGAUUUCAACUUUAAGAUCACGAGAUUGAUUUUAGAUCACUAGCACACAGGAAACAUGUUGUAAAAUGAAUUUGGAUCCUCUCCUGUGACCGGAGAGUUCCAGUGGGAGAGAGAUAGAGAGGAGGGGAUUUUAGGUGGAGUAUGUAGAUGAGUAAGAUAGAGAAAAAGGUAGAGAGAGAUAGGAAGAAAAAAAGAAAUGGAUGAGAAAUAGAGAAGGAAAAAUGGAGAGGAGCUUCACCCUUGUAAAAUUGGGGUGACAUUAAUGGACUUUCUCAAAUUACAUGGUACACUCGCUUGUACCGUGCGUAUGCUUCAGCUGGGCCUUUUGUUCUGUUGCGCACCUAUGACGACUGAAAGCGGAAAAUGACGAGUUCCAAGAAACAAUGAUGACGGAUGACCUCCAGCCACGAGCGAUUGGCAGCAACCUCCGGUGGUGGGGGUAGAUCCAGGUGGCGAGGUGAGUUCUGCCUGGACGAGUCAUGAACCACCUCUAACGACAAUUGAUAAGCGACAGACCUGUGAGUUCCUGCAAUUGGUGAGCAUAGAUGAAAGUUGUUUCCCAAAUAUAGGUAUAGAUUUACUUUUUAGUAUUACAUUUUUUACUAUGACUAAAACCUAAUACAAUUAAAAUAAACUCUGAUUAAAACCUAAUAUAAUAACAAUAAUAAUAUAAUUAACGUUUUUUGGGCACAAGCUUUAUAAAGCUUUGGUUGAUGUUUCUAUAUCAAUAGUCAGUGUCAUAUGUUUUACUCCACUCCAAUUAAUUAAUAGCUUUAAGAAAAUAAUAAAACAAAUUUAAUUGUAGUUAUGCAUGAGUCGUUUGCAUUAUGCUGCACCCAUUUCAAGAUUGUAUGAAUUUUCACUCUGUAUAUUCUUAGGUUGUUUUACACCUUAAGUACGUGCAUUUUUAUUGUAAGCAAGAAUUGGGUUUGUACUGUGUCUUUGUUUAAAGAUUUGACAUAAUAGAGAUACUGUUUUUUAUUAAUU
This is a messenger RNA of Cuscuta europaea, 3215 nucleotides long. The record is from the annotation of a GenBank genome assembly. Lineage: Eukaryota; Viridiplantae; Streptophyta; Magnoliopsida; Solanales; Convolvulaceae.